Molecule: messenger RNA, 170 nt
Organism: Durusdinium trenchii
Lineage: Eukaryota; Dinophyceae; Suessiales; Symbiodiniaceae
Source: the annotation of a GenBank genome assembly
GAGAAAGAGCACAUCGCGGUGGAAGAGGAGCGUUUGGUGUGGGGAGACAUCGGAGACAAUGAAGAGAUACAGAUUGCCAUUGAAGAGCAGCAUGGCCUGAAUCCACUCUACUCGUCUGCGAACGUCACGUGUCAGGGUGCCAACACUGCGGACUUUGACUUCUUCCCAAG